AUGGCCUCUAGGGGCGGUACUCUCCCUCUCGACAACAUCGCCCGCUAUGCGGAAUUGCAUCCAAAGGCACCUCAUCUACAGUUUCAAUACGGAACGGCGGGGUUCAGGACUCUAGGCGUGGUGCUGGACUCGGUGCUGUUCAGGGUCGGUAUUCUUGCAGCCUUGCGCAGCAAGAGGCUCGAUGGUAGGACGAUUGGCGUCAUGAUCACCGCCUCUCAUAAUCCCGAAGAGGAUAACGGAGUCAAACUCGUCGACCCGCGCGGUGAAAUGUUGGAGGCCGCCUGGGAGUCCCAUGCUACAUGGCUUGCCAACGCGUCCAACGAAGAGUUCCUUGACGUCCUUACCGAAUUCGUCAAUGUGGCUCGGAUCGACUUGUCCAAGCCUGCUCGUGUCGUGUAUGCGCGUGAUACGCGUCCCACUGGGCCAGCCUUAGCCAAGGCACUUGAGGAUGGACUCGCCGCGAUAGGCGCCGAGGGUCGAAAUGCCGGUGUGACGACGACUCCCAUCCUCCAUUACCUGGUCCGAGCUAUCAACACCAAGGGCACCAAAGAAGCAUACGGUGAAGAUUCCGAGGACGGCUACUUCCAAAAGAUGAGCGAAGCAUUUAGGAAACUUGUGUCCGGACGGCCCAGAAUUCCACCCCUCGUCGUCGACUGUGCCAAUGGCGUCGGUGCACCCAUCGCGAAGCAGUUGACCGAAUACCUCGGAGAAACAAUGCCCAUGAUUUUGCACAACACUGCAAUCGACACAGCAGGCGCACUCAAUCACAACUGCGGAGCUGACUUUGUGAAGACGAAGCAAACCAUCCCGCCUUCCCUUCAAGGCGUCCUUCGUCCUGGCCAGCGAGCGUGCAGCCUCGAUGGCGAUGCGGAUCGCCUCAUGUACUACUUCAUCGAUGAGCGAGGUUAUUUUGUGAUGCUUGAUGGAGAUAAGAUCGCUGCCUUGGUUGCCGCCUUUAUUGUCGACCUGGUCAAGCUUGCGGGUCUGGCCGAUAAGAUCAAGGUAGGCGUAGUGCAAACUGCGUACGCCAACGGAGCUUCGACCAAAUACUUAUCAGAGCGUCUGCCUGUCAGGUGUGUUCCUACCGGAGUUAAGCAUCUCCAUCACGCAGCCGAACAAUUCGACGUUGGUGUGUACUUCGAAGCUAAUGGUCAUGGAACCGUGAUCUUCUCGCCUAAUACUCUCGAGAAGCUGGAGACCUACGAGCCUUCCACCCCGGCCCAAUCUACCGCCUUGAAGCACUUGAACAACCUAGUGGAGUUGAUCAACCAGACUGUUGGAGAUGCACUGUCGGAUAUGCUGCUCGUUGAGGUCGUCUUGGCCCACAAAUCAUACAACGCCGAGGAGUGGAACUCGCUCUAUUCAGAUUUGCCGAACCGUCUCGUCAAGGUCCGCGUCCCAAACAGGAACUUGUUCAAGACGGAGGAUGCCGAACGUCGCCUGGUCAGCCCUCCAGGUUUGCAGCCCAAGAUUGACGAGUUAUCCCGGCGAUACGAUGGCGGAAGAUCUUUCGUACGGCCCAGUGGAACAGAGGAUGUCGUUCGUGUCUAUGCCGAAGCAGUCUUGCGCUCCCAAGCGGAUGAACUUGCCUUCCGCGUCGCUGGAUUGGUGUACGACGAGGCUGGUGGUGACCCCAACAAGCGUCCCAAAGAAUUCUUGUAGGCCGUGGGCCGUUGAGUCAAGUUCAAUUGCAGUGAUAGGAUACGAUAAUCUGAUAAGUAAACCAAAGGCAGCUUUCAGAAUGAACUUUGUAUAUACUCCCGAAUGAUACCUUGGUCAAUAUUUG
Molecule: messenger RNA, 1786 nt
Organism: Coprinopsis cinerea okayama7#130
Lineage: Eukaryota; Fungi; Basidiomycota; Agaricomycetes; Agaricales; Psathyrellaceae
Product: phosphoacetylglucosamine mutase
Exons: 6
Coding region: 1-1662 (553 amino acids)
Biological process (GO): UDP-N-acetylglucosamine biosynthetic process; carbohydrate metabolic process
Molecular function (GO): magnesium ion binding; phosphoacetylglucosamine mutase activity
Source: RefSeq, a predicted model, not a curated record